UGAAAACUAGACCAAAGUAUUGUUCCCUACACUCAUUCUUUAGAACAAGCUAUUCAAAUUCACGUACAGCUGUCAUUUUUCGAAAAUUUGACAGAUAAUCCUAAUAUUUUUCUCCUUAAGUAGUACAAACAGAUUACAAGCUUAAACAUGGAUUUCGAUGAUGAUUUCUUCUUCGAAGAGGAUAAGAUGGGUAUGACGAUUACUUCUGGCAACAUCGUAAUACAAAAAGACAGUAGUAAUCUUAUAGGCAUAAGUAUUGGAGGUGGAUCACCACUGUGCCCUUGCUUGUAUAUUGUACAAAUUUUUGAUAAUACGCCUGCAGCAGUAGAUGGCACUUUGCAAUCAGGAGAUGAACUUGUGGCAGUAAAUGGAGCAUCGGUCAGAGGAAAGACAAAAGUAGAAGUUGCAAAAAUGAUCCAAUCGUGUGACUCUCAAGUCAGUAUCAAUUAUAAUAAACUACACGCGGAUCCUAAACAAGGUCGCACGCUUGAUAUAGCUCUAAAAAAGGUGAAACAUAGAUUAGUUGAGGGAAUGGGAAGUGCAACAGCAGAUGCACUCGGAUUAUCACGUGCUAUUCUUUGUAAUGAUGCACUUGUACAAAGAUUAAUGGCAUUGCAGCGCACAGAAAAUUUAUAUAGAGGCCUAGUUUCUCAUGCUCAAUCCACUUUACACGCAUUUUUUGACUUAACACAGAUGUACAAAGUAUUUGGAGACGCGUUUGCUGCAAUAGGAGUAAGGGAACCUCAACCACGAGCUAGCGAAGCUUUCAGACAGUUUGGUGAACAGCAUAGACAAAUGGAAAAGUUUGGAGUAACAAUGUUAAAAGCUUUAAAACCUAUACUGAAUGACUUGGGCACGUAUCUUCACAAAGCUAUUCCAGAUACUCGGUUAACUAUUAGCAAGUAUGCUGAUGCAAAAUUUGAGUAUCUGUCGUAUUGCUUGAAAGUAAAAGAAUUGGACGACGAGGAACAAAGUUAUGCAGCGCUACAAGAACCACUUUAUCGGAUGGAAACCGGAAAUUAUGAAUAUCGUUUGGUGUUGAGAUGUCGGCAAGAAGCUCGUGCAAAAUUUGCAAAACUUAGAUCAGAUGUACUUGUAAAACUUGAGUUAUUAGACAAUAAACACGUUCAAGAUGUUGUGUGGCAAUUGCAAAAAUUUGCAGCUGGUUUAGGAAAAUAUUAUUCUAACACAAGAGAUCUGUUGUCUGCUGUGACGUUAUUUCCUGUAGAGGUUGACUUAUCGCAUUCUGCAUUUCAAUAUAAAUCUACUGGGCCUCAAGUGAUAACUGAUGGAGAAGACAUAGAUGAAUUUGAGCCAGAAGAGAAACCAAAUACUGAAGAGCUUCUUAUAGAUACACAAAAUUUCCCGCUAAUAACAUCGGAGUCGUCCGAUCCUAUGUAGCAUAAACAUUAUUUUCAAAAUUAAUGUGCAUCGUUAUUAAAACUUUCAAAGAUCAAUGAUUCGUGUGGUAAGAAUUCUUCAGUAUAUAUUUUUAUCAUUUUUAAUAUAAUUCUACAUUCCAUUUUCAUUCCUUCGCGUAUUGCAA
Molecule: messenger RNA, 1546 nt
Organism: Colletes gigas
Lineage: Eukaryota; Metazoa; Arthropoda; Insecta; Hymenoptera; Colletidae
Gene: PICK1
Product: PRKCA-binding protein
Exons: 5
Coding region: 148-1401 (417 amino acids)
Biological process (GO): intracellular protein transport; receptor clustering; positive regulation of receptor internalization
Cellular component (GO): postsynaptic density; postsynaptic early endosome; synaptic vesicle
Molecular function (GO): protein domain specific binding; protein kinase C binding; phospholipid binding
Source: RefSeq, a predicted model, not a curated record